Molecule: messenger RNA, 2031 nt
Organism: Gavia stellata (red-throated loon)
Lineage: Eukaryota; Metazoa; Chordata; Aves; Gaviiformes; Gaviidae
Product: cytochrome b5 reductase 4
Exons: 16
Coding region: 1-1572 (523 amino acids)
Biological process (GO): generation of precursor metabolites and energy; superoxide metabolic process
Cellular component (GO): endoplasmic reticulum
Molecular function (GO): heme binding; oxidoreductase activity
Source: RefSeq, a predicted model, not a curated record
AUGCUGAACGUGCCGCCGCAGGCUUUCCCUGCGCCCAGCUCCCAGCAGCGGGUGGCUGCGGGCGGCCGCGCCAAGGUACCUUUAAAACCAGGAAGGAGUCUUAUGGAUUGGAUUCGACUAACUAAAAGUGGGAAGGACUUGACUGGUUUAAAAGGGAGGCUGAUUGAAGUGACCGAAGAUGAGCUUGCUAAGCACAACAAAAGGGAGGACUGCUGGAUAUGUAUAAGAGGAUUUGUAUAUAAUGUCACACCAUACAUGGAGUAUCAUCCCGGUGGUGAGGAUGAACUAAUGAAAGCAGCAGGAACUGAUGGUACAGAUCUCUUUGAUCAGGUUCAUCGUUGGGUCAAUUAUGAAUCGAUGCUGAAGGAAUGUCUUGUUGGGAGAAUGGCUCUCAAGCCUAUUGCUGCUCCAAGAGAGAUUUCUUCUACUCUAUCUGAAGAGAAGAAACAGCUUAAUAGUAUGUUUCCUGAGAAGAAAGUACUUAGUGCUUCCGCUAAAGAUUUAACUCCAAGUUAUGACUGGUUCCAAACAGAUAGUUUGAUCACCAUUGUCAUAUAUACUAGGCAGAAGGAUAUGAAUGCAGAGUUGGUGAUAGUUGACUGUCAAGACAAACGAUUAAGGGGAGAGAUCAUCAUGGAUGACCACUCAUAUCUUGUAGAAGUUGACUUGGAUCAUGCAGUUCAAGAAGAUUUGGCUGUGAAUAUUGCUGAAAAAGUUGGGAAAGUAGAGAUAAUCUUAAAGAAAAAGGAUAACAUUCAUUGGAAAAUGCUGGGACAGCCUUUGGAGAAUCAUAAUACGUUUAUCAAACACGUGGACAGAGGACUGUUCUUCAGAAAAUGCAAGUUGGUUUCUAAAACGGAAGUUACCCAUGACACCAAGCUCUUCUGUUUAACGUUGCCUAAAAGCACACAUCUCCGUGUUCCCACUGGACAACAUGUUUACCUCAAACAAAUCAUUGCAGGGACAGAGGCAGUGAAACCAUACACACCUGUAUUGCCUUUUUUCCCACUGGAUUUCAAAGAACCAUCCCGCCAUGACAGUGCACAUAUAUAUUUAAUGAUUAAAAUUUAUUCCUGUGGACUGUUCACACAGGCACUUGACCACCUACAAAUUGGAGACUAUAUUUCUGUCAGCAAUCCUGAAGGUAACUUCAAGAAGUCCCAGGUUCAAACUUCAGAAGAUCUCUUUUUAUUGGCAGCAGGCACAGGCUUUACACCAAUGGUUAAACUGCUGAAUUUUGCUCUGACUGAAGUUAGUUGCCUCCGGACUGUGAAGCUGAUCUUCUUCAACAAAACAGAAGAUGACAUACUUUGGAGAAACCAGCUAGAGCAAUUAGCUCUUAAAGAUGAAAGGUUUGAGGUUCAAUUCAUACUUUCACAACCAGCAAAGGACUGGGUGGGUAAACAGGGGAAAAUUUCUUCAUCUCUUCUCUCUGAGUUCGUGAAAAGAAGCAGAAGAGACUCCAAAGUGCUUAUCUGCAUCUGUGGUCCAACACCUUUUACAGAACAAGGAGUACAAUGUCUGAAGGAUCUUGGAUACUCCCAGGAAGAGAUACAUGUCUUUAUUGCAUAAACCCAUAUGAGGAUAUCGAUGUUUGUUUGUAUAAUUCAAUCUUAUUUAUUUACCUUCAUGAAUUUAAUUAAGUGAGAAGCAAUUUUGUAAGACUUGAAAUUUCACUCUUGGUACCAAACUGUUUCUUGGAAGAAAUACAUCUUUGAAAAAGUUUUAUACUGUAUUUUAUCUUGUCUUUGUAAAUAUUUUUGCUAAUCCAGGGUAUUAAUUUAUUGUAGAGGCAAGCAAAAAUGUAUGGUAUACAUUAUGUAAGAUACUUCAUGUUGUUGGUUCAUGAGAAUUCUUAAAUUUAUGACAAGCAGUGAUUUUAAGUUUUGACUUUCUUACUGUAAAAAGUCUUAAGAGCGAUACUGUCUGAAAUGAAAUAUUGCACUGUAACUCAGGUAACCGGUUGAUGAAAAAUGUUCUUUUUCAUCUGAAAUCUCUAUUUGACUUGCAAGUGAACCAGAUACAUUUUUG